GAAAAAGUCGCGUUCAGCGUGUUAGAUCGCGUUCCCCCGCUGCACCCCCCAGCCUCCAGCUUCCAAGCGCCCUAGCCGUCAUCAGCAGUCCUGAGCGUCGUCGCAUCCUGCAAGCAAUUUGAUUUCGCAACACCCCUCACUUUUGAUCCGUAUCCGCACCACCGAACCCGCCCACCAACGAUCGAUCAAUUGCACUACGGUCAACAUGGCGCUUUUACAAUACCGAGCGCCUGUCGAUUACGCCGCGCACCAGGUUGCCUUUGAGCAAUUCCUGACGGGGUUCAAGACCUCCCCAGAGCAGACCAUCACACAUGCUCUUGGUAAUAUCAACAUUGACGAGGAUGAUCUCAGCGAUGAGUAUGACUUUAUGGACGAGGACGACGAUGCUCAGCAACGCCGUCUCCGGGACAAGGCGCGGAAACGAGCGCCCCAGCACAAAUACAAGGAGAUGCUCCAGCAGCUUGCCGAUAGGAAACUUGACCAAGUCGUAAUUGACUUGGACGACCUGCAGUCGUUCGAGGAAGACGCCGACGAGGGCCUCAAGCUUGUCGAGUCGGUCGAAAAGAACACAAAGCACUACGUCGAAGUCCUGUCCAGGGCCAUCGAUAAGCUCAUGCCUCAGCCGAGCGUCGACAUCACAUUCAAAGACGACGUACUCGAUGUCUUGAUGGCGAACAGGCAGCAGCGCAACCGCGACUUGGAAGAGGUGGCCGAUCGCCUUAUGGACCCCACCGUCAUCAACGAGCAGUACCCGGUCAUGCUCACGCGCCGCUAUACCCUCGUCUUCAAGUCAAGGACGUCGACACCCCGGAAUCCGGUCAAGGCACUCUCUGUCCGCCAGGUUCGUGGCGACCACAUUGGCCAUCUCAUCACCAUCCGCGGCAUCGCCACCAGAGUCUUCGACGUCAAGCCCGUCGUCCAAGUCAGCGCUUACACCUGCGACCGCUGCGGAUGCGAAAUCUUCCAGCCCGUCACCGAUAAGCAGUACGGGCCUCUUACCUUGUGCCCGUCCCAGGACUGCAAGGACAACCAGGCAAGGGGCCAGCUCUACCCAUCCUCAAGGGCAUCCAAGUUCCUGCCCUUCCAGGAGGUCAAGAUCCAGGAACUUGCCGAGCAAGUCCCCAUCGGCCAGAUUCCGAGGACAUUGACAGUCCUGUGCUACGGUAGCCUUGUCAGGCAAAUCAACCCCGGCGAUGUGGUCGAUAUUGGCGGCAUUUUCCUCCCUACCCCUUACACCGGGUUCAAGGCUAUGCGCGCUGGUCUUCUAACUGAUACCUACCUCGAGGCGCACCACGUCCUCCAGCACAAGAAGGCGUAUGAAGAGAUGGAAAUCGAUCCCCUCAUCAUGCGGAGGAUCUCGCAGUUCACCCGGUCGGGCAACCAGUACGAGUAUCUCGCAAAGUCGAUCGCACCAGAAAUUUUCGGCCAUCUCGAUGUCAAGAAGGCGCUCCUCCUUCUCCUGGUCGGCGGUGUUACCAAGGAGGUUGGCGAUGGCAUGAGAAUCCGUGGUGACAUCAAUAUCUGCUUGAUGGGUGAUCCUGGUGUGGCUAAGUCGCAGCUGCUCAAGUACAUCUCCAAGGUUGCUCCCCGCGGCGUCUACACGACGGGCCGGGGAAGCAGUGGCGUCGGUCUGACAGCCGCUGUGAUGCGGGACCCCGUCACGGACGAGAUGGUUCUUGAGGGUGGCGCGCUCGUUCUCGCAGACAACGGCGUUUGCUGCAUCGAUGAAUUCGACAAGAUGGACGACAACGACCGCACAGCCAUUCACGAAGUCAUGGAGCAGCAGACCAUUAGCAUCUCCAAGGCUGGCAUCAGCACAACACUGAACGCGCGGACCUCCAUUCUGGCCGCCGCCAAUCCCAUCUAUGGCCGCUACAACACGCGCUUGUCUGCCGUCGAGAACAUCAACUUGCCUGCGGCCCUGCUGUCCCGUUUUGACGUCAUGUUCCUCCUGCUGGACACGCCUACGCGCGAGACUGACGCUCAGCUUGCGAAGCACGUCGCCUACGUCCACAUGCAUAGCAAGCAUCCAGACCUGGGUACGGCCGAUGGCGUUGUCUUCAGCCCGCAGGAAGUGCGUGCCUACGUCGCGCAAGCACGCACCUUCCGUCCCGUCGUGCCCACUGCCGUGUCCGAGUACAUGGUCAAGACGUACGUGCGGCUGCGCAGCCAGCAAAAGCGCAACGAAAAGAUCAAAUCGCAGAACUUUGGCCACACGACACCGCGUACACUCCUUGGCGUUGUACGUCUAGCGCAGGCCCUCGCACGCCUGCGGUUCAGCAACACCGUCACGCAGGACGACGUCGACGAGGCCCUUCGCCUCAUAGAGUCGAGCAAAGACAGCCUUGCCGCCGAGAGCAGCGGCAACUCGAGCCGCCGCGCCCUCAACGCCAGCAGCAAGAUCUACAACCUUGUCAAGAGCCUCGCCGACUCGGGCGCCUGCAGGGCGGAGGACGAUGUUGAGGAGGACGAGGAAGAUCAGUUUGGCAUCGAGCUCAACCUCCGCAAAGUCAAGGAGCGCGUCAUUGCCAAGGGUUUUACAGAGAACCAGUGGCUGACGGCCCUGGAAGAGUAUACCGAGCUUGACGUUUGGCAAACUGCCGGUAAUGGCACGCGCCUCGUCUUUAUCACAUCCAACAACGCGGAAAGAGAUGGUAGCCCGGAACUCUAAAUAAUGCGCUGUAUAUGUUAUGAUUUUGUCUGUGAGGGCUUAGAGGAUGGCUCCCUUUUCGAUAAAUAUGGUCGGUCUUGUUAUCCGCUUUCUGCAGGUCCAAUGUACUUUUCUCCUUUUUUGGUCUUUUAUUUCCGGGCUUGUUAUAUUGGCGUUCUUUAUGAUAGGUAAGUUUGGAAGGGUGUGUUUCUAUUUUUAUUGCUUGGAGGUGCCGAGUUAAUUAACUAUUUGAACACUAUUCAUGAUUGUUGUCGCGCUUUACGAUCUUGAAUGCAAUAUAUAUACCUACCU
Messenger RNA from Lasiosphaeria miniovina, 2962 nucleotides. RefSeq names its product DNA replication licensing factor MCM7. The record is from RefSeq and is a predicted model, not a curated record. Gene Ontology annotation, cellular component: MCM complex; nucleus. Gene Ontology annotation, molecular function: ATP hydrolysis activity; single-stranded DNA binding; ATP binding. Bases 206 to 2671 code for a protein of 821 amino acids. The transcript has 4 exons. Gene Ontology annotation, biological process: DNA strand elongation involved in DNA replication; DNA replication initiation; DNA replication. NCBI's taxonomy places the organism in Eukaryota, Fungi, Ascomycota, Sordariomycetes, Sordariales, Lasiosphaeriaceae.